Molecule: messenger RNA, 828 nt
Organism: Myotis lucifugus (little brown bat)
Lineage: Eukaryota; Metazoa; Chordata; Mammalia; Chiroptera; Vespertilionidae
Product: coiled-coil domain-containing protein 9
Exons: 5
Source: RefSeq, a predicted model, not a curated record
GGCCCCGGCGGGCCCGGAGCGUGGACGAGCAGCGGGAGGGGGAACCCCCAGUGCUGUAUCCACAUUUUGUAGGGAAGGUUUGCUGGGACCCUGGCCCCACCCAGUCAGCAGAAUGUCAGCCACGCUGGAUCUGAAAUCAAAGGAGGAGAAGGAUGCUGAAUUGGACAAGAGGAUCGAGGCUCUUCGACGGAAGAAUGAGGCCCUCAUCCGGCGCUACCAGGAGAUCGAGGAGGAUCGUAAAAAAGCUGAACUGGAGGGCGUCGCCGUGACAGCUCCCCGGAAGGGCCGCUCGCUGGAGAAGGAGAAUGUGGCUAUUGACGUGGAGAAGAACCAGGGUCCUUUCCGGAGGGCUCCUGGGACCCCUCGGCCCCCGGGGACCCCUCGGCCCCCGGGGACCAGCAGGGGAGGAGGCCGGACUCCCCCCCAGCAGGGGGGCCGGGCAGGCAUGGGCCGGGCCUCCCGCACCUGGGAGGACAGUCCUGGGGAGCAGCCUCGAGGAGGAGCUGGUGGCCGCGGCCGGAGGGGCCGGGGCAGAGGGUCCCCUCAUCUCUCUGGAGCUGGAGAUACCUCCGCUGCCGACCGCAAAUCCAAGGUAGGAGCUGGGAAGGGGCCCCCGUUGUUUCUCUCUCUUCCUCUCUCAGAUGCACCGUUUGCCUGUUUGUCCAUCUUUCUGUGCGUCUCUCUCUCUUUCAGCUCCUCCGUCCGGCUCUUUCUCUCUCUCCCCCUCUUGACCAGUGCCUGUGUGUAUGCUCCCUGUCUCUGUUUUCCUUCUUCUUCUUCUUUUUUUUUGCUGUCAGGUGUGUGCUCGCCAUCUGACUUCCUUCACCU